Messenger RNA from Phodopus roborovskii (desert hamster), 4605 nucleotides. RefSeq names its product pleckstrin and Sec7 domain containing 4 (gene Psd4). The transcript is spliced from 16 exons. The record is from RefSeq and is a predicted model, not a curated record. Gene Ontology annotation, biological process: regulation of ARF protein signal transduction. Gene Ontology annotation, molecular function: phospholipid binding; protein binding; guanyl-nucleotide exchange factor activity. NCBI's taxonomy places the organism in Eukaryota, Metazoa, Chordata, Mammalia, Rodentia, Cricetidae. Gene Ontology annotation, cellular component: ruffle membrane. The coding region runs from base 379 to 3225 and encodes 948 amino acids.
UCAGGCAGCAUCAACAGGGUAUGGGGCCAGGAGAGAUGCUGAAGCCGGAAGUGGAGGCCCUUGUCUUGUGGGCAGGAAGUGUGAGGUACUGAGCUGCUCUGAGAGCUAGGGCGCCUUUGGGAGCAGGAGGGGUAUGUGUCACAGUGGUGAGGGGAACGGAAGUCGGAAGCGUCAGUGGCCACAUUCACGGGCGGCAGGCAACUGUGCAGCAGAAAGUGUUCCUGGGGCAGGGGAGUCCAGGAGAGCCCCUUCUAGUCCCUGAAGGCUAGUUGUGAAUCUCCAGUUCUCACCUUGGCUUGGACACCCACUAAUCCAUGAAAUGGGAUUGUGAAAAUGGACGCUACCUAGGGCUUCUGCUCAGCCUUCACUCUGUAGGUGAUGGGUGACAAUAGACCCUCGCACCACCUCAGGCCCAUGGAAUUUCUCAACAUUCACCUGGAAGACAACCUACAGCCCUGCCCUGGCACAUGUCCAAAUGAAAUGUGUGGCCACCCAGACCCUUCUGAACCUUGCCAGGAACAAUCCUGGCCCCUUGACCCCCCAGAAUCCACCAGGAGUGAUGCUCAUCAUGGUAGUUCUGGUGUGGAAACCACUCGCCUGGGAAGCUGCUCUUUCCAGGGGGAGGCCAGGCAGACUCCAGCAUCUCUGCGCUCAGUGGGGGACAACUGUUCUUUGGGGAGUCCACAGCAGCAGAACCCGAGCUCAUCCACACAGGUGGUGUUCUGGGCUGGCAUCCUGCAGGCCCAGAUGUGUGUCCUGGACCUGGAGGAAGAGCUGGAGAAAACUGAGGGACUCAAGGCAGAACUGAGGUGCUGCAUCCCCCCACCCACUAAAGAUUUCCUUAGUGAUGUGGGCCUGAGCCCCAGCCUGCCCAAGGAGGUUGAAGACCCUGGAGAUGACAGCAGUGAGCCUGACGAGGAAAACCAGACCUGGCCGGGGGAGCAAAUACCAGGCUCCUCCCCCGAGUGGGGUGCUGAGGAAGACAGCAUCUUCUUUGACAAUCCCCUCUUCCUGGAGAGCCCUAGCUCUGACACCAGUACUGAAGGAGAAUGUUUUUCCUGGGGGUACCCAGAUUCUCACCAAGAUAUGAAGCCUCAUAGCCCUCAAGCCCUGCAUUCUUCACUCCAAGAAGGCACAAGGCUCUCGGGGGCAGGAAGUGAGCUGGAUCAUAGUGGGCAUGUGACCUCCCCAUUCCCGGUGCCUUCCUAUAAGCUGCACCCCUGUUUGGCCUUAGAGUCCGCUGAAGGGGCUCCUACUGUACUACUUGAGCAGGAGGGUGAGGGCUCUCAGACACCCCAGAGCCUCCCAGAUCUGGCUCCACCCAUACUUGAGGACUUGCAGAUAGAAGAUCCUUCCUGGUCCCAGGAGCCUCUUAUCUCCCAGAAUAGAGGUGAGAAGGAUGCUGGCUGCUUCCAGGAGCCCAUGCCCUGUUCAGUGGCCCCCUGGAGGUGCCAAGCCUCUUCACUAGAGCCCAGCAGGCCCAGCCCUGUGUCUUCCCAGGAGAGCAGCCCACAAACAGAGGUCCACAGUCCCAAGUGGCCACAAGAUGCUUCACACCCUUUGCUCUUGGAGAAAGAUGAAUCAGGGUUAAGUUCCCUGAAGAUAGAGGAGACAAAGGAGGCCCCAAACCUAAUGCAGAAGGCAGAAUGUGAAGAUCCAGCCAGGACUGAGGAAGCUUCAGCUGCCAGAUACCAUGUUCGCUUGACUUCUGCCAAAGGGCUUCCUGAGAGCCCCUUGCCCCACGCUCAAUUUCCAGAGGAAGGCUGGAGGCCAUCAUCUAGAGACAAGUUGGCUAAUAACAACAGAAAUGACCAGGGGGCCUGGGACCUAGCUUUGCGCCUCUAUCACCUGGAUGGUUUCCGGAAGUCUGAAGUGGCCUCCCACCUACGCAAGAACAAUGACUUCAGCAAGGCUGUGGCUGAGGCAUACUUGUCCUUCUUCCAGUUCGAAGGCCAGAGCCUGGACCGAGCCCUCCGGGGGUUUCUCCAGGCCCUGAUGCUCAGUGGAGAGACUCAGGAACGGGAACGAAUUCUCUACCAGUUUUCCAAACGCUUCCAUUACUGCAAUCCUGGGGCCUUCCCCUCAGUAGAUUCUGUACACACCUUGACCUGUGCCAUCAUGCUCCUUAACACAGACCUGCAUGGACAGAACAUUGGAAAGAGCAUGAGCUGCCAGGAAUUCAUAACCAACCUGAAUGGGCUGCAGGAUGGCAGGAACUUCCCCAAGGAGCUGCUGAAGGCCCUCUACUGGUCCAUCCGAAGUGAGAAGCUCGAGUGGGCUGUAGAUGAAGAGGAUGCAGCCAGGCCUGAGAAGGACCAGCCCUCUCCCUCAGCUGGCAAGAUAAGCAACCCCUUCCUCCAGAUGGCUCAGGAUCCCACAGUGCCCACCUAUAAGCAGGGCAUUCUGGCUCGGAAAAUGCAUCACGAUGCUGAUGGCAAGAAGACGCCAUGGGGCAAGCGAGGCUGGAAGAUGUUUCACACCUUACUGAGAGGGAUGGUUCUCUACUUUCUGAAGGGAGAGGGCCCCUGGCUGGAAGAGCAGAGUUUGGUGGGACAUCUCGUGGAUGAGCCCGUGGGAGUGCACCACUCGCUAGCCAGCCCAGCCACCCACUAUACCAAGAAGCCACAUGUCUUCCAGCUUCGGACUGCCGAUUGGCGUCUCUACCUCUUCCAGGCACCCACUGCCAAGGAGAUGGCUUCCUGGAUUGCACGCAUCAACCUGGCUGCCGCCACACACUCAGCACCCCCCUUUCCAGCCGCAGUGGGCUCCCAGCGUAGAUUCGUGAGGCCCAUCCUGCCCAUGAGCCCGGCCCAGAGCUCCCUGGAAGAGCAGCAUCGAUCUCAUGAGAACUGCCUGGAUGCUGCUUCGGAUGACCUGUUGGAUUUGCAGAGGAACCUGCCAGAACGACGGGGCCGCAGCCGCGAUCUGGAGGAGUACCGCUUGCGGAAGGAGUAUCUGGAGCACGAGAAAACUCGAUAUGAGACAUAUGUGCAGCUGCUGGUGUCCCGUCUACACUCUCCUCUGGGGGACCUGGCUCUGUGGGAAGAUCAGCUUGGGAGGGAAGCGGAAGGCACCCCGGAGCUGAAGCCCAGCCUGAAGAAGUCCCACUCAAGCCCAUCCCUGCACCAGGACGAGGCCCCCACCACAGCCAAGGUGAAACGCAACAUCUCAGAGCGCAGAACCUACCGGAAGAUCAUUCCCAAGAGAAACCGAAAUCAAUUGUGAAGCCACCACCAUCUCACAGACACUAACCUCUGCUCUGGGGUAGAUUGAGAUGAAACUGUACAUUUCAGGACCAUGGUGAGGGACGAGGCAUCGUCCCUCUGUGAUGAAGGAUGGGGUUCAGUACCCCGUGUCCUCCAUUGUCUAUCUCUCUAGAACUUUCUUAAUCAUGCCAUACUUGCUCACUAUCCCCCAUGGCAGCUCCUCCAUCACCCCAUCCCUGACCAUUCUACAAGGUCGAAUGAGGACUUGACUCUACUUAUAGAGUUUGUCCCUUGUGUGCUCCAUCCCCUAAAACAGAGCAGUUUCUUUUCCUGGGCACAUGCGGGCCUGGGUUUCCGGGAGAUAUCUUGAAGUGGUCUAGCCAUGACAGCCAUAUCACUGGAAACAGUCUUGUUUUGGGAUUAGAUGACCUAGCAGGGGAGGGUCCCAGGAGAAUAGAGCAGAGAAUAGAGCGAGACAUCUUGUGACCUAAGAAGCAGAGUUAUUCCGGCACUGCCCACUAGAGGGCAGCCUUCGAGUAGGGACCAUGGCCGGUUAAAGGCUUAGUGAGGCUGUGGGGCUUCAGGCUUCUGAUCUUCUAGCUGCUUUAUCCUCCAAUCAAUCAGUCAUUGCCUCCAGCACAGAUGAGAAGGCUGCAUGCCCAAUUGUUAAUCAACAGAGCAGAGCUUGUAGCCUGUGCCAGGCCACUCAGUAGGAGUGGAGGCCUCCAGAGCUCUGUGGAGAACUCUUGGAACAAGGAGUCUUUUGUUUCCUGAGUGCAAUGAGGGUGGCUCUUCAAGUGUAGACCACUGUGGAGGGUGAGGGGUGAAAGGGUGGUGACAGUCCCCCCUUGGGAGUCUGCCUGGUGGUGGAGGUGGAGAUUGGAGACCUGGGUUCUCAACCAGAUUUGGGGCACUGCCUUCUGCAGCCCCCCCCCCCCCCGCCCUUUAAUGCCCCUCAAGGCCACUUUCCCAAGGCUGUCAGGACCUCUUUCUCAUUCCCAAGGCAGCUCCCAGGAAUUUUCUGCCUUGCCUUGGGAAAUCCCUUGUACUUGUUUUUGGCUUCUUCCCAGGUAUCCCUGUUCUCCAUAGGAGGUUCUGGAGACUCAGGGCCCUGCCUUUGGGGAGGAAACUGGGCUCAGGGAGCCGCCACCAUUGUCUCUGUUCGGUCAUGUGUGCAAAGAGGUUUCUGGCCAACCUGGGGCCUCUGCUGCCCACCCUUCAACUGACACGUGGUCACCUCUUUUGCCUUCCUGCUGGCACACAUCCUCCCUUCCAAUAGAGCUUGUGACAACUCUAAGGGCUUGGAGCUCCACAAAGUGGGGUGGUCCUUAGGGCCAUGGCAGGGGAGUCUCUGGCCCAUGCACCCAAUGGGUGUGCAAUAAAUAGAGCCUACCAAAGA